GAGUUCUUUUGUAGUGGAAAAGAUCGUGUUGUUUUCCCCCCUCGACUUCCAUCUCGGUGUCGGAAUAAUGAGAUGAUGAGGUCUAUAUCCAGAACGUUUCCGUCGGUGAAGCUCCGCAAUCCCAACCCUAACCCACAAAAAUUCCCCAAAUCCCAGGAUUUGCCGACCCAAAUCUCGUCAUCUUCCUCUUCGCCGAGGAGCCCAAAUUCGAAAUCCGCAAUAAAGUCAAGAUCUUGGUGUGUUUAUCUGAUUCUGUCUACGAACAAACCCAUCAAAACUUAUGUCGGCGUCACAACCGAUUUCUCUCGCCGAUUGAAGCAGCACAAUGGCGAAAUCAGAGGCGGUGCAAAAGCUUCAUGUGCAGGAAGACCCUGGCUUUGUGCCUGCAUUGUCCAUGGUUUCAAUGGCCAAAGCGAAGCUUCUUCCUUUGAAUCAAAUUGGAAGAGCAUCUCAAGAAAGUUGCCUCGGAAACAGAAGAACAGGGACACGUUGGAGCAGAGCGAUGAUGGUUCACAUGCCUUGCUACAGCACCGGAAAACAGCCCUGGAUAAAGCCAUGGAAGCAUUACAAUGGCAGCACUUAGUUUCAGAUGGGGACUGUCAUUAG
Molecule: messenger RNA, 606 nt
Organism: Tarenaya hassleriana
Lineage: Eukaryota; Viridiplantae; Streptophyta; Magnoliopsida; Brassicales; Cleomaceae
Product: structure-specific endonuclease subunit slx1-like
Exons: 3
Coding region: 73-606 (177 amino acids)
Biological process (GO): double-strand break repair via homologous recombination
Cellular component (GO): Slx1-Slx4 complex
Molecular function (GO): crossover junction DNA endonuclease activity; 5'-flap endonuclease activity
Source: RefSeq, a predicted model, not a curated record